UUAGACAAGAGCCUAGUCUACCUGCUACACGUCGACCAUCACCCGGUGCCUCAAAAGAAGUUGAUUUUUGGCGCGGCACUUCUGCUCAAUACGGCAGUCCUUUCCUUGCUCAUAGCGCGUGUUGUCUAUAUUUUUCCUUUCUAUCAGCCCAUUUUCCUUGGACGCGGAUGGCCCACCGAAUCCGAUUCCUCGUUCAUGUUGGUUAUUUUCUGGAGAGCUAUAUCGCUUCUGAUUGACUCGCUCCUCGUGCAAUACAUCUGGCGAUGGCCUUAUACGUUCUUCCUUGAGCGUGAACAUGGACAAUGGGAUAAUCCAGCCUCAUGGCGUCUGGUUUCGGGGUUCAAAGAGCUUGAGGUUGUUGUUCGAAAAUCUCGGAAUUGGGGAGCCAAGGACCUCGGCGAUGGCUAUGACAAGAGCCCUUUCUUCAAGACGCGUGUACUCCCAUACACAUCUGACCAGUAUUUGAGGGAAAAGACUGGUUAUUUGAUGCAAGGGAAGGACUGGGACCUGGACUAUUCCGCAAUGAUUCAAAGUGCGAGGUCUAAACCGAAGAUCGAUGCG
Molecule: messenger RNA, 561 nt
Organism: Eremomyces bilateralis CBS 781.70
Lineage: Eukaryota; Fungi; Ascomycota; Dothideomycetes; Eremomycetales; Eremomycetaceae
Exons: 1
Source: RefSeq, a predicted model, not a curated record